Knipowitschia caucasica is the source of this 864-nucleotide messenger RNA. NCBI's taxonomy places the organism in Eukaryota, Metazoa, Chordata, Actinopteri, Gobiiformes, Gobiidae. The record is from the annotation of a GenBank genome assembly.
AUGGAGACCCAGAAUCAUCCAGAUGUGAUCCACACUGUAGGCCCGGUGGCCAGAGGUCAUGUGGGCCCCAGCGAGACCAGCGACCUCACCGCCUGCUACCAGAACUCCCUCAGGCUGAUGAAGGAGCACGGACUGAGCACUAUGGCCUUCCCGUGUAUAUCCACUGGCAUCUAUGGUUUUCCCAAUGAGCCUGCAGCCGACAUAGCCCUGGACACAGUCAAGGCCUGGAUCGAACAGAAUCUUGAUAAGAUCACACGAGUCGUAUUCUGCGUCUUCCUGGAGACAGAUUUCAACAUCUACAAAAAGAAAAUGGCGGAUGUUUUUCAAGACAACGACACGGAUGUUCCCAAGAAGCAGCCUAAGGACGACGCCACGCCACCUUCGCCCACUUCCACAUCCAAGGAGGAGGAUGAAGAAGCCAACAGGGGUGCUGAUGAAGCUGGCGAUGAAGAGGAGGCGACCAAUGAUGCUGAAGCCAACGCUGACGUGGAUAUGUUGAGCCAAACCCAAGCAGAUGAAGAAAUGGCCGUUGAUGAACCAAAGCCAGAGGAAAAUAAGGAAGAUGAAGUGAAGCAAGGCAAAGGCAAAGAUACAAAUCCUGGAAAUGGAAAAGAUGAAGACGCAGACACUGCUGAAAGCCAAGAGAAAGCUAAGGACGAGGAGACUGAAGCAAAAACAGAGCAGGAGGCUGAGGACGUGGAGAUGAACACACAGACGUUUACUGUAGACGAGGAAGAUGUUUCCAACAUCAAUGAAACCGGCACCAGCAACACAGACACACAGGCAGAAGUUAAGACUGAGCCAGAUUUGAAUGCUCCUGACAACUCGCAGUCCAAAGACGCUGACCGUGAGAAGAAGGAUUGA